Messenger RNA from Suillus fuscotomentosus, 1686 nucleotides. RefSeq lists its product as uncharacterized. Bases 1 to 1686 code for a protein of 561 amino acids. The transcript is spliced from 5 exons. The record is from RefSeq and is a predicted model, not a curated record. NCBI's taxonomy places the organism in Eukaryota, Fungi, Basidiomycota, Agaricomycetes, Boletales, Suillaceae.
AUGUACAUCAAAGAAUACGACGAGGCCGCGCUGCCAUAUCUGCCUUAUCCUCCUUUGCUCGCGGCACAUUCGCCUUUCCAAUAUUCGUCCAUACCAAACAUAGUGCCUUUUACUACCAAUGCCCACUCCAACCUCUUCGACGGCUCUAUUGACUGGAAUGACCCUGCGCUAUAUCAUUCACUUCCGUCUCUUUCAGACCUGCUAGAUGGCCACCCUAGCAUGCAAGACACACUCUUGCCUGCAGUACCUCGAAACGACAUGCCAAACACGUCUCCUAGCACGGGUACAUCAUCCCACACUAACCAGGACAAUUUCUUGCCUUCUGUACCUCGAAACGACGUGCCAAACACGUCACCUAGCAUGGGCGCAUCACCCCACACGGACCGGGACACGUUGUGUCAGGACACACCAUCUAACUCACGUUCAGAUACCACAGAGAUCGCUCCUGAUGCCAACAACUCCUCCUGGAGUGCAAGAAAUCCAAACCGUCCUGCACUGACCCCCCAUGCUCCGCUGAAUGCAGCUCAGAAGGCUCAAGCGAAGGCAUGGAAAGCCUCCUGCAAGCUUUCUGCUGAACAGCAGAAGGAGGCUGAAGACACGCUAACUACUGCAAUUCAACGGCUCCUGGCAGACAAAAACGAGAAGAUUAGCACCCUUGCUCUCGAACACAGCGUGACUACGGACAAGGUUAAAAAACUCAUGGGAGGCGUGAAAUACCACAAGGCAAAUCGGAACGUACAACUAGCUAAUGCCCUUAUACAUGCAAAAGCACAGGAGGUCAACGCAGACCGACCUCAUGGUGCGAAAUAUUCGCUUGAUGAGAUCCGAGACCUGGUGAAGGAGGAUCAUAGUAUGCACAAUCUGACCUCCGAGGAACAACAGGAAUACAUCAGCAAACUCAAUGAGCACCGUGCUCUUCAAAAUAUGAGUGUUCGCGCAACUAACACCGCCGCAGCGCAUGAUGUCCAGUCAACAUUGGACAAUGUCUUCAAGAUGCUUGAUAGCCUUGCAGUUCGAACGGGGGUUUACGCAUGUCUCUUCGCCUCACGUGGACAUGUAUAUGACACCACCCAGGCAACAUGGUUCGGGACGGAUAAUAUUAUGGACUUCUGGGAGGAUGUCCUCCAAAUGGAGGCCGAUGAAAUCACACGAAAGCUGGAGCAAUGGGCGUGCAUGUCAGACAUCGACGAGCGCGAGACAGUGCAGAUCAUGCAACGUGUUUGCACUCGUCUGCUUAAUUCAGGGCUAAGAACUAUAAUCAAGAGACGCGAGGUUCGCAUCAACUACGCAAACUUCGGUACCACCAUCAAAGAAAAACUUGGCAUCGAUCUGAAAGGUUGGCCCGAAGGCAUCCCAUUCCAAUCCCCCACCAGCCUCAACGAUCUCAAUGCCCUUCUGAAGCUUCGCAACGCGCUUAAAGAUGGCUCUUGCCAUUGGUUCUGCAUGUCCCCACGCCAAAGGGAGGAAUAUAGCACUCAGCUAACCGCACGCCGCAAGAGGGGAGAGACCAUCGGUAAGCCCCACAAGAAGCGUUCUGAUGCUGGAUUAGCACGAAAACGCAAUGGAAAGGAGAACGGACGCCCGAGAAAGCAUGCACGAGGGUCUGGGUCGUCCGUACAGCCUCCAAAGAGUGCAGAGUUUGUGGUUACAUCUGACGAGGAGGACACCAGCGAUGAUGAAGCUUAG